This is a messenger RNA of Zymoseptoria tritici IPO323, 1503 nucleotides long. It is a transcript of the gene LAP, whose product is annotated as leucine aminopeptidase/pepditase M28/metalloprotease. Lineage: Eukaryota; Fungi; Ascomycota; Dothideomycetes; Mycosphaerellales; Mycosphaerellaceae. The record is from RefSeq and is a predicted model, not a curated record. Gene Ontology annotation, biological process: proteolysis. The transcript has 6 exons. Gene Ontology annotation, molecular function: metalloexopeptidase activity. Bases 64 to 1227 code for a protein of 387 amino acids.
CGACCCAAUAUUCACUCCUCAGACCACAAGCUGAGCUUCGGCAGCGACUAGAACGACAUAAUCAUGAAGCUUCUGCCCGCUCUUCUCGCAUCGGCCUCGGUCUGCUCGGCCAUCAGCAUCCCAAGCUGGAGCGACAUUGUCGAUACCGUGCAAGGCCAACAGCCAUUCGCCGGCCCCGAGAAAUUCCUCAUUGAGCUGUCCGAAACCGAAAGUCGAUGGGUCACAGAAGAGGAGAAAUGGCAGCUCUUGCGCGAAGGCAAGAAGUUCUUCGACAUCACAGACCACUCCUCGGCGCUGGAGUUGGGCCUGCCGGAGAGGGCAAGAGCUGUCAAGUCGGUCAAAUUCCCAAAGAAGACGGCGUACAACGGGACUGUCUCGAAGCUGUUGGAGAAUCUGGAGAAGAAGAAUAUGAGGAAACAUCUGGAGACUUUCACAUCGUUCCACACGAGAUACUACAAGUCUGAUUAUGGUAGACAGUCUUCGGAGUGGCUGCUGGCCCAGGUGAACCAGACUCUCGGAGAUGUGGGCCAUGUCCGUCAUUUCGAACAUCCCUGGGGACAGAACAGUAUCAUUGCCACCAUCCCAGGAAAGAGCAACAAGACCGUGGUCAUCGGUGCCCACCAGGACAGCAUCAACCUAUUUCUGCCAUCCAUCUUCGCGGCGCCAGGCGCGGAUGACGAUGGUUCGGGAACUGUGACUAUUCUCGAAGCGCUUCGGGUGAUUCUCAAGGACAAGGAUAUCGCCAAGGGUAAAGCCGACAACACCUUGGAGUUCCAUUGGUAUUCCGCCGAGGAGGGUGGUCUUCUAGGUUCUCAGGCCAUUUUCAACUCUUAUGCGAGUGAAGGCCGUGACGUCAAGGCUAUGCUUCAGCAAGACAUGACGGGAUACACUCAUGGCACGCUCGAAGCCGGCGAGCCCGAGUCCGUUGGAGUGAUUACUGACUUUGUCGAUCCCGGACUUACCACUUUCAUCAAGGAAGUCGUGAGCACCUACUGCGACAUUCCUUACAUCGAAACCAAGUGCGGGUAUGCGUGUUCCGAUCACGCAUCCGCCAGCAAGGCAGGCUACCCGUCGGCCUUCGUCAUCGAGUCCGACUUCAAAUACAGCGACAAAAAGAUACACACUACUGAGGACAAAAUUGAGUACUUGGACUUUAACCAUAUGCUGCAACACGCGCGACUCACGACAGGUCUUGCAUACGAAUUGGCAUUUGCGAAGUUCGACUAAUUUCGUCAUCAUACCUGCAUUGCAUUCUCUUCCCAUCCACUGGUUCGCGUGGGAUCGGGAGAGGCGGAGGAACGCCGAGGCUUCGCGGAGUAAGGAUUAACGGGCGAAGCAAGGGGUGAGAUACCACGUCUCUGGACGCAUGCACGUGUUGUGUCGCCUCCGCGAUGAGAUUGAGUCGCUGCACAGAAGCGAGGAACCUGAUCUUGCACCACUUGUCAAUUUCAAAGUCACGCGUCGAAAGCGCCUCGUCACUUUCUUCAGGUCGCACAAAGUGGC